CAAAUAAAGACUCAUGAAUUGUGACCCCAAUACAUAUAUAACAAAGUCUUGAUGCCAUCACUUGACAUUAACUUGACCAGGUCUCAUUCCUAGUCCAAAUUCCAAUCCUUGUACUAGACCCUUUCUCAUUUUCAAAUUAAGCAGCUACCCAUCCACAAUAUUACAUUCAUAUUCUAAAUUCUUACCUUAGCAAACAAGAAAAACAAACCUUAACUUGAUAGAUUGAAAUCAACAUUCACAUUCUACACAAACACAUUCCUUAACUCCUUGAUUGCAAAGUACAACUUCAUAUUAGUCCUAAGCUAACCAAUGGGAUUCACAAUAAUAGAGCCUCUCAAAUAUUGGCUACUAGACCACCCCUCCAUAGUGUGGUUCCGGUGGAGCCCCGCCCAAUCAUGGGGCUCCACGUGGCCAUUCCUAGCCACCGCCAUCGCCGCCUACAUCACCACCGCAGUCACCCUCCACCUCACCCUAAAACUCUUCCGGCGCCGCCGCCCCAUCCCGCUAGGCCCCAUUCCGGCAAUCCACGGCCUCGCCAUGUCACUCCUCUCCGCCACCAUCUUCGCCGGCACGCUCCUCUCUGCCGCCGCCGAAAUUCGCGACACACGGUGGCUAUGGCGGCGCACGAGAACCACCCCAAUGGAGUGGUUCCUCUGUUUCCCACUCGGGACCCGCCCCUCCGGCCGUGUCUUCUUCUGGUCCUACAUCUUCUACCUCUCACGGUUCCUCCACCUGCUCCGAACCUUCUUCAUCAUCCUCCGCCACCGGAAGCUCUCGUUCUUCAGGCUCUUCAACCACUCCAUCCUCCUCCUCACCUCGUUCCUCUGGCUUGAAUUUUCACAGUCGUUUCAGGUUCUGGCGAUUCUGUUCUCGACGUUGGUUUACUCUGUUGUUUACGGGUACAGAUUCUGGAAUGAAAUGGGGUUUCCUUGUAACAAGCGCUUUUCGUUCACCGUGAAUUGCCAGAUUCUGCUUCUGGGUUGUAACUUGGUUUGUCACGUUGGGGUGCUCUGUUUGCAUUUUCUGAGAGGUGGGUGUAAUGGGAUUGGAGCUUGGGUGUUCAACUCUGUUCUGAAUGCUGCUAUUCUUUUCCUCUUUUUGAAGUCCUAUGUGAAUGUGCAUUGCACAAGGAAGAACACAAGUACUGGAAUUGCAGUCACAGAGACUUUGAAUUUGGGUAUGGGAAUAAGGGAUUGAUUUUGCUCUUUUGACCUUUUUGAUUUUGGGAAAUGAUUGUUUUGAGUGCAUGUUUGGUUGAAGUUUGAAAAUGACACACAAUCAUAUGCACCUUGAGGGUAGAAGCUGCAAGUUGUAGCUUUUUGAAAGAAGUGAUUUGGAUUCAAAUUAGAAGUGAAUCCAAACAGAAUUGAGGUUCUUUUGAUUUUUUUUCCUUCUUAUUUUAGGUUGAUUAUUUGGUCCAACUUGGUGUCUCUAAAAUGUUGGAGACUUUGGACAUAGCUUAAUUUUUGGAGUUUUUGUAAAGGAAUUGCAAAUCGAAGAUGUGCAGGUAACAAUAGUAAAGUGCAAAACAGAAUAUGGUUCCUUGAA
Molecule: messenger RNA, 1548 nt
Organism: Lotus japonicus
Lineage: Eukaryota; Viridiplantae; Streptophyta; Magnoliopsida; Fabales; Fabaceae
Product: elongation of fatty acids protein 3-like
Exons: 1
Coding region: 310-1197 (295 amino acids)
Biological process (GO): very long-chain fatty acid biosynthetic process; fatty acid elongation, monounsaturated fatty acid; fatty acid elongation, polyunsaturated fatty acid
Cellular component (GO): endoplasmic reticulum membrane
Molecular function (GO): fatty acid elongase activity
Source: RefSeq, a predicted model, not a curated record